AUAAAUUAGAUUUUGGACGGCUGAGAUUUUCCAGCCGCAACCCAGUUAAGUUGAUGAUCAGACAGUCUCUUCCUUUUUGUAGCUUACUUUCAUUUUUAUUACUCAAAAAGAUGCUCUUGGUCUUCCAUUUUUGUUUUUGUUUUUCAAAUCCUACUGAACUGGAAUAACUGUACUAGCUCAGCCUUUUUUGAGGUUUUGAUUCUAGGUAUCUGUGGAGAAUAGUAGCUUUUUGGUGGAUAAAUGGUCAUGGAUCAGCCUUUAACCGGAUUAUACGGUUCGGUCAGUGGAUUGAAACUCAAUGAUGAAAUCAUUUCGGCAUUAUCGGGUCGGAAUCUUGAUAAUGGGUUAAGAUUGAAUCAAACUUUUGUCAAUCAAAACUAUGUAAACCUACCUCUUUUGCCUCCUGAAACAACCCUUUGUAAUUCAGUAUUGUCCUCGGGUGUGAGCCGAGAUGGAAAUUUGCACGAUGAUUUUGAUUUAAGUGAUGUGGUUCUUAAGUAUAUUAACGAGAUGCUUAUGGAGGAGGAUAUAGAAGAGAAAACUUGUAUGUUUCAAGAAUCUUCGGCAGCGCUACAAGCUGCUGAGAAAUCUUUGUAUGAGCUUAUUGGGGAGAAGUAUCUUCCACCCAUUAAUGAAUCUAAAUCUCAUUUAGGUUACAAUAAUUAUAUUUCCGAUGAAAAUUACAGCUUGAACUACGGUAACUAUACCAGUAGUACAAGCAGCGGUGGUAGCAGUAGUAGUACGCUACUUGAUCCCGGAUGGACUUGUGAUCUUGGCGAGUUUAAGUCCACAAAAACUGCUUCUCAAUCAGUUUCUCAGACAUCCCGUUGUUCUGGGAGCUGCAGCACGGGUUCUGUUAUUGACGGGUUUGUGGAUUCUCCGAUGAGUACGAUUUCUGAGAUGUUUAGUGAUAGCGAGUCCAUUAUGCAGUUCAAUAAAGGGUUUGAAGAAGCAAGUAAGUUUCUUCCACAUGGUAGUCCUUUUGUCGAUUUGGAGAGUAAUGGAUUGUUCCUUAAAGACAUGCAAGAAGAAUCUAACUACGUGGCACUUAUAACUGAGGAGAAGCACGGGAAUGAACGUUCUCCUGAUGAAACAAGAGGAAAGAAGAAUCCUCAUUCCGAUGAUUCAGAUCUAGAGGGCGAAAGGAGUAACAAGCAGUCUGCAGUUUAUACUGAGUCAACUAUUAGUUCGGAGGAAUUUGACACUAUAUUGCUUUGUGGAAGUGAUUCUGCGCUUCGUGAAUCUUUGCAGAAUGAGAAAAGCAAGAAUCUGCAACAGAAUGGUCAAACAAAAGGAUCUGGUGGUGGAAAAGGUCGAGGGAGGAAACAAGGAGGUAAGCGGAAUGUGGUGGAUUUGAGAACUCUGUUAACUCUUUGUGCACAAGCUGUGGCCACAGAUGAUAGGCGGAAUGCAACAGACUUGCUCAAGCAAAUUAGAGAGAAUACUUCUUCUACCGGUGACGGUAUGCAGAGAAUGGCCCAUAUUUUUGCCGAUGGACUAGAGGCACGCAUGGCUGGCUCGGGAACUCAGAUAUACAAAGCAUUUAUGAACAGGCCGACGUCGGCUGCAGAUGUCUUGAAAGCUUAUCAUCUGUUUCUUGCUGCAUGUCCGUUCAGGAAGCUAUCCAACUUCUUCUCAAAUAAAACAAUUAUGAAUGUUGCUCAAAAUGCAAAAACACUGCAUAUAGUUGAUUUUGGUAUUCUUUACGGAUUCCAAUGGCCUUGCCUUAUUCAGCGUCUCUCUUCCAUGCCUGGUGGACCUCCCAAGUUGCGGAUUACAGGCAUCGAUCUCCCACAUCCAGGUUUCCGGCCAGCAGAAAGGGUUGAAGAGACGGGACGCCGCCUAUCAAACUAUGCAAAAACUUUCAAUGUUCCAUUUGAGUUUAAUGCUAUAGCCCAGAAGUGGGAUACAGUUAAAAUUGAGGAUCUCAAGAUUGAUAAAAACGAGGUUCUUGUUGUGAACUGUCUGUUUCGUCUAAGAAACUUACUUGAUGAGACUGUGGUAAUUGAAAGUCCGAGAAAUAUUGUCCUCAAUCUGAUUAGGAAAAUGAAUCCAAAUGUUUUUAUAACUGCGAUUGUGAAUGGAUCAUAUGGUGCUCCAUUCUUUAUAACACGUUUCCGCGAGGCCCUCUUUCACUACUCUACACUAUUUGAUAUGCUCGAGACUAAUGUCCCUCGUGAGAUUCCUGAAAGGAUGUUGAUUGAGAGAGAGAUUUUUGGAUGGGAAGCAAAGAAUGUCAUAGCAUGUGAAGGUACUGAGAGGAUAGAGAGGCCAGAGACAUACAAGCAAUGGCAGGUUCGCAUUUUACGGGCAGGGUUUCGGCAGCUUCCUUUGAAUGAGGAAAUCUUUACAGCAGCCAAGGAAAAUGUUAAUGCACUUUAUCAUAAAGAUUUUGUUAUCGAUGAAGAUAACCAGUGGUUGCUUCAGGGGUGGAAAGGUCGGAUUGUUUACGCACUCUCGUCAUGGAAGCCUGAUCAUCACCAAUCUUCAGCUCCAUAAUAACAGGCAGGAUUAAAAAAUUCGAUCUUUGGUCUUUUGCCGCCCGAUAUUAGCUUCUUUAGUGGACAUAUGAACUGUGAAUUUAAGGAGACUGGGAGAGGAAUGUCAACUGCUGGUGGUCAUAAUGCUAUUAUAAGGCUGUUCAUGUAGUUACAAAUGUGGAGAAAGAUUUGUUCUGUAUCGCGUACUGUGCCAUCUUAUAUCUUGGGUAAGAAUUAUUUAUACUAUGGUAUCCAUGAAUACAGCAUAACAUUAGCGAAAAAGAAGAAAAGCAGUAAAAAAGAACCCGAACUUCUGCUGAAACUCACAGCUUAUAGUAAAACAUAUUUAAUGUAGUUAUGACAUUUAAGUCACUUCAUGUGGCUUGUAGAAUCUUAUACUAUCCUUAAGAAUCAAGAUCAUGUAGUAUCUAUGUUGAAUUUCUCGACGUCUAUAUUUUGACGUUUCAUUUUUGUUUCCAGAAAUGCCUUUAAAACUCGGAAACUCUCUAUGUGUAACCUAUUUUUGUAAAAUAGCAUCUUCUCCAUUUUCUCUUUCAGCGUUUCCGUUUUCGUACUACAUAGUUGGGCAUAGAACAAUGGAAGACGGUAUGAAUGGACUACCGUCUUCUCUCUUUUUGUACUUAAA
This is a messenger RNA of Mercurialis annua (annual mercury), 3126 nucleotides long. RefSeq names its product scarecrow-like protein 14. The record is from RefSeq and is a predicted model, not a curated record. Gene Ontology annotation, molecular function: DNA-binding transcription factor activity; sequence-specific DNA binding. Lineage: Eukaryota; Viridiplantae; Streptophyta; Magnoliopsida; Malpighiales; Euphorbiaceae. Gene Ontology annotation, cellular component: nucleus. Gene Ontology annotation, biological process: regulation of DNA-templated transcription. The coding region runs from base 241 to 2499 and encodes 752 amino acids. The transcript is spliced from 3 exons.